GGUUGUUGUUAGUUUUCCAAGCAAAGGAGAACUUGCUGGCUGCUGCAAAUCUUCUCUUUAUAUGCAUCAUUUGGGUAUUCAUAAAUGAUUUACUGCCAUGGGAUUGUUUUCUAUGUGCUGGUAUACUAGCUUCAUGAAGAUGAUAAGAAACCUCAACGAAUGAAGAUGAAUAUGCAACAACUCAGCGUCGGAUGAAGAAGUUGCUGCUCAAAUUCCAACCCAAGCCCAAUCUAUUGUUGAUGAGUCUGGAAGCCAGUUCUUGAUGUGGCUUAUUUACAGGAGCUAUGAGCAAUUCAACAACAAAGUCCAAGAAAUAUUGGCUUUUUUUGGAACACGGAAUUUGGGAUUCAUGCAUCACGAACUUGUUGAGAUUCUUAGCUAUGCCAUGGUUAUAACGCUGUUAUGAUGGUGUUGAUUUAAUUGAAAACCAUAUUUUUACGUCCGGUGCCUCAGGGACCAAUGCGGCAGUUCCAUGCUGAGAAACCGAAACUACUGACUGUCAUAUUGCCACAAAGUCUGAGCAAGCAGCUGCCCGAAAGCCAAGAGUUUCUGUCUACUGUCUAGAUGAUGAGACAUAUAUGCAGUUUCAAGUAGAUGGAAAUCUCCAGUAUGCAUGCCCAACAUGCCCAGGGGAUUGUUAUCAGGUCAGGAAUCAAGAGGAAGCUGUUCAGGAGCUUUGGAGGAGAAAAGAUGAAGCUGACAAGGAAGGAAGUGGUUGCAAGUUUGAGGGCAGCUGCCGGAUUGCCAUCUCAGGAAGAAAUAUUUUCAAUUUCACCUUAUUCUGAUGUUGAGGAUAGCCCUAUUGUAUCAAAGAAUGAAUUCGGUCGUUCAUUGAAAUUCUCUCUCAAAGGUCUGGCUGAAAAGUCUCCCAUGAAGAGCAAAGAUUAUGGGAAGAAAUCUUCAAACAAGAAGUAUGGUAAGAAUAAUGAUGAAAUGAGGACUUAUAAAGGUGAAGAGCCUGAUUCUUCUCCCAUUGCUGGAAGCUCGACAGAAGGGAGAUGUUUUUCGAAUCAGGCCGGGGUUGUUUUUCGAUAUGGUUGCUGUUGACAAUGGAGACAAGACGUCUGUCCAGAUAAAAGGCAACAAGCACCAUAAUACCAGUGAUGAAGAUGUUGGAGCUCAUAAAAGCAUGUCUAAGACCACCAAAGGACCAAAGCUUGUCAUACAUUUGGUCGAAUGGAAUAAAAGUCUAUCUGGUUCUUCUUAGUCUGAUGUUUCCAGUUGUCAAAGAGAGCAAUACUUGCCUACUUCAAAUGGGGGUGAGGAUAUGGGUCAAAAGAAUCUGAAUGAGCAUACAGAAAGGAAUGAAAUUGCAGCAGCAGGUAGAAAAGAUCAUCUCAACCAAACGCAAGAUCAAAAGGCCGGGGGAAAAGAGGGUCCCUUGAUAAAGAUAAAAAAAGCCUAGAACUGAAAUUGUUG
Molecule: messenger RNA, 1419 nt
Organism: Cuscuta campestris
Lineage: Eukaryota; Viridiplantae; Streptophyta; Magnoliopsida; Solanales; Convolvulaceae
Source: the annotation of a GenBank genome assembly